Metschnikowia bicuspidata var. bicuspidata NRRL YB-4993 is the source of this 2071-nucleotide messenger RNA. RefSeq names its product transcription factor BCR1 (gene BCR1). NCBI's taxonomy places the organism in Eukaryota, Fungi, Ascomycota, Pichiomycetes, Serinales, Metschnikowiaceae. Bases 473 to 1696 code for a protein of 407 amino acids. Gene Ontology annotation, cellular component: chromatin. The transcript has a single exon. Gene Ontology annotation, biological process: regulation of transcription by RNA polymerase II. Gene Ontology annotation, molecular function: RNA polymerase II cis-regulatory region sequence-specific DNA binding; DNA-binding transcription factor activity, RNA polymerase II-specific. The record is from RefSeq and is a predicted model, not a curated record.
CUUUUCUCGAUCAGCGGACCCCCUUUCUUAGCCCGAUCCAAUCUCGCUCGCGAGACCCCGCCGCGCCUCCCAGACUGAGAAUCUCGAUCCGAGCACCCUCCACCAAAACAAGCCUGAGCCUAAGCCCUCGCCCCGCAUACCUCGAGUUUCUCCCUCUCCGGCUCACUGGGCGUUCCCGUUUCCCGUCACGUGCCGCCCGCUUUUUCGAAGGUAUUACAGACUCUCUUUUCCGAAGCGAUUAUCCAACCAGCUCUUUCCGUGGGCUUUCCUCCAGCUCCACGCGCUUUGUGAUCUCGGCGCUUAAUCUACCUUCGUUUCCAGACACCGCAUCCGCGUCUCGCAUUCCGAACGCUUGACCUGUGCCCUCUGUACCAAGCUUUUGCGGAAAGCCCUGGUCUUAUAUACAUACGCCAUUCUUAGCGGACGUGUUUUCUUUUUCUUCCCGCGCUGAACUAUCUUUCCUCUCCAAAAUAUGUCUGACAAGAGACCUGGCGAGCCACGCGUGGGAAAAAAAAGCCUGAAAGGCAGGGUGUUCCAGUGCACCGGGUACGCAAACUGCACCAAGUCGUUCACGCGGUCCGAGCAUUUGGCCCGCCACCGACGCAAGCACACGGGCGAGCGGCCCUUUUCUUGCCAGCUCUGCUCCAAAAGCUUCUCCCGCUUGGACAACCUUCGGCAACACAAGCAGACCGUGCACGCAUACAAGAGCUUUCCGAAAACACCGGCGGACCCUUCCGAACAGAGCUUCCGGUAUUCGCCAAGCCAGCCGACAGGCGCAUCUCUAAGUGCCGAUCCUCGCCGCGCUCAAGAAACACCACCGCACUUCUUAUCGAUGAAAACGGACGAGCUGGCAUCGGCCCAUAGAUCGAAGCUGCCGCCCGAUCUCCUGUGUGGCUUUGUGCCCCCGCCGGGGAAUGGGAUUUCUUCAAAGCACAUGAUCUCGCCUCCGCUUUCGGGAUCCUCCGUAAGCACCACUUACAUCCCGCAGUUUCUCGAAAAUCCCCGGCUGGCGCUGCUUGCAGACACUGCCCCGAGCUCGCGCCUCGGGCUGAUGGCCGCUGUGCCCACUGACACUGAGUUUUCAGAGGCUCGUGACACGAUCAAAGAGCCUUUGAAAUUCAAUCCGAAAAACAGGCCUCGGCCGCUUUCGCUUCUACAAUCUUACUCCGAUGACAACUUCCAUAACAGGGUGGUGCCGGUGCCUACAGUGCGUAUAGACCCGCCUCUCAAAACAGCACCGCCACUCUCGACGUUUUCGCUGCUGUAUAUGCUUGACCUGUCUCUCCCGACACUAAGACCAUUAAUUGCUGGCACCAUGGUCUCCCCAUUAUCCCCACUUUUUCGUCAAUCAUUCAACCAGGUCGCCUCUACAACCACCAUGAGAGGAUCCUCUCUUUCCCCUGUCAUCCGGAGCCCGUGGCUGCAGCAGAGCAUUCCCUCUGUUAGAAUCCCGUCAAUCACAUCAAUCCCAUCAAUCUCACAGUCGUCUACAUCCGCUCUUCAUCCCAACCCUGAAAAAGACCACAAAGCUCUACCCCCGCUCAAGCCCAACUCUGUACUCCGAGAAGUGGCACCUGCCAAGCAUACGGAGUCGAAAUCGCCUCUGGACAGAAAAGUGAACAUCAAUCAUCUAUUGUCGGAAGACACUCCGGCGGCCGAGGAGACCCACCCACGGGUUCAGGUUGAGAAGUUGUGAAAAUUUUGAUUGUGCCAUGUCGAUUUUGACCUUAAUUUUCUUCUAUGAAAUGCAUUACUUUGCACCUCGACGCGUUUUAUGUCUCAAAGACAAAUUCACGGUAUCCGGCCACAUUAGAUCGGGCGGCGCCGCAUAUUUUGGGACGACGUGUCUGAAAUAUAUAAUUCAGCAGGACCUCUCAGCAUUAGAUGCAUAUCUUUACAUUUCAAUAAUUAUACAACCUGUUUUUAGCGACACAUAUGCGCAUUCGUUCAAAACCAGGAGUAGUGUGGUGAUCUACCCUCGAAGCAGCAGGUAGUCAGAGUAUAUAUCACACUUUUCAUGGGAGAGUUCGAGGGCAUUCCAAAAUCAAAAGCUAUUAUCUUUUAUGGUUAG